This is a messenger RNA of Erpetoichthys calabaricus (reedfish), 5586 nucleotides long. It is a transcript of the gene ly75, whose product is annotated as lymphocyte antigen 75. NCBI's taxonomy places the organism in Eukaryota, Metazoa, Chordata, Cladistia, Polypteriformes, Polypteridae. Gene Ontology annotation, molecular function: signaling receptor activity. Bases 57 to 5240 code for a protein of 1727 amino acids. The record is from RefSeq and is a predicted model, not a curated record. The transcript is spliced from 35 exons. Gene Ontology annotation, cellular component: signaling receptor complex; plasma membrane.
GUGCCGCCUCGGUAAGGCGCUCAGAGUCUUGGUGAGGUACGCCGUCCGUCGACAACAUGGGCUGGAGAGGACCCCUUGUGCCGGGAGUCGCCGCGCUGCUCCUUGUUACGGCAGUCGCCACCGCCUCUGGACACACGGGCAAUGCAAUAUUUACAAUCCAACAAGAAAUUUCAGGCAAAUGUCUAACUAUUGAAAAAGGACAAGUAAAUUUGACAGCAUGUACGGACAACUCUGCUUCUAUGCAGUGGAAGUGGGUCACACGCCACCGUCUCUUCAACUUGGGAUCAAAGCAGUGCCUGGGACUGGACCCGAAGUCAAGUACAGCAAAGCUGUUUGAUUGUGAUAACAGACAGGUUAUGCUGUGGUGGCAAUGCAGUAGGCAUUUGCUGUAUACAGUAUCUGGGAGAAAGCUGAGUGUCAAUGGCAGUACAUUUAAAACAGAUACAGAACACGAAUAUAUGUGGCAGAGAGGUGGCUCUUCUGAUAGUGUUUGUGUUCCGCCAUAUCAUGAGAUCUAUACAUCUAAGGGAAAUUCAUUCGGGCGUCCUUGUGAAUUCCCAUUUAAAUACAAUGGAACAUGGCAUGAUGACUGUGUGUCUGAUGAAAGGGAAGAAGGACUGCCGUGGUGUUCAACGUCUGAAGACUAUGAUAGUGACCAGCAAUGGGGACUGUGCCUAAAGCCCGAAAAAGGUUGUAGCAUCCUGUGGGAUAAAGGUUUCAAUGAUGAGUACUGCUACCAGUUCAACUUUCAGUCAGCGCUAACUUGGAAGGAGGCCCGUGUGUCAUGCCAGAGCCAGGGAGCAGAUUUACUGAGCAUUUCAGACCCAUCUGAGCUCGCAUAUUUACUAGGACAGGAUGACUUUACUGAGAUAACUUGGAUUGGUUUGAAUCAGCUUGAUGGCUCUGGUGGAUGGCAGUGGUCAGACAGUACUCCCCUUGCCUUUGUAAACUGGAAAGAAGGUACUCCUGAAACCUCAGUUCUAAUUGAAAAGGACUGUGGUGUAAUGGAUUUUGAAGGCUACUGGAAUAGUAUUUCUUGUGAUUCCAAGCUGCCUUAUAUAUGCAGGAAGCAAGUGAAUAUAUCAAACUCAGACCAGAAUGAAUGGCUGUAUAAAGAGACCACCUGUAACAAUGGAUGGAUGGUAUACAAUGGAUUUUGCUACAAUGUGACAGAGAGUCUGGGAACCAAAGAUGAAGCAAUGAGAGACUGCUUGAAUAGAAAUGGAAAUUUAUUAAGUGUGCACUCUUUAGCAGAUGUGGAAUUGAUUAUCACAAGUCUUCAUCAAGAUGUAAAAAGUGACAUGUGGACUGGAUUAACCAACACCAAGUCUCUAGCACAGUUUGAAUGGAGUGAUGAUUCUCCUGUAACAUUUACAUACUGGGGACCAAAUGAGCCAUCUGUUCCUUUUAACAAAACUCCAAACUGUGUGUCAUAUUCAGGAGAGCUUGGCUACUGGAAAGUAACACCUUGUGACAAGAAACUGCAGUAUGUUUGCAAAAAGAAAGGUGAAGUAAAAAACGACACUAAACAUGAUGUAGGCUGUCCAUCAGAUGGGGAAUGGAGGCUGCAUGGUAAAAAUUGUUACAAAAUUGAUCCCAAAGAAGUACCAUUUAAUGAAAGUUGUGAGCUCACAAUAAUGAGCAGAUUUGAGCAGGAAUUUUUAAAAAACGUAAUGAAAAAGUACAAAUAUAAUUCCAAGUACUUCUGGAUAAGUCUCAUAGAUAAGAACAAUACCGGUGAAUACCAGUGGGAAACCAAAAAUGGAACUAAUGAACUUGUUAAAUAUACCAAUUGGGAUGAGUAUCAACCAGAUGCCUCUGGGAGAUGUGUUGUAAUGUCUGCUGUGGAUUCUCUUGGAAAAUGGGAAACCAAAGACUGUAGUUUCAAAGCUAUGUCAAUCUGCAAGAAGAGUAUUUCUGUUCAAAAAGUUUCAGAAUCAAAGAUAAACUCCAGUGCUGCCUGUCCUUUUGGAUGGCAGUCACAGCCAGGCCUUUUGCAUUGUUACAAGAUUUUUCACAAUGAAAGAAUAACAAGAAAAAGAACAUGGGAGGAAGCAGAAAAAUUUUGUAAAGCACUUGGAGCCCAUCUUCCAAGCUUCAGUCAUUUUGAAGAAAAGAAACUUGUACACAACAUGAUCAGGGAGACUGUGAGUGAUGAUCGGUAUUUUUGGACUGGAUUAAAUAAGAGGAACCCCUUGUCUGAGAACACAUGGGAAUGGAGUGACAACAGACCGGUGUCUUCAGCUGUUCUGUUAGAUUCAUUUCAGGAAGAUGACUAUGAUGUUCGAGAUUGUGCUGCAUUUAAGAGCUCAAAAUAUAGGAUGCGACAUUUCCUGCUUCCCUUCUUUGUAAUGCCUGGCAUUUUUGAAAGCAGCUUUUAUAUGAAACCUUUUCGCUGUGGCGUCAAACUUGAAUGGAUCUGUCAGAUACCAAAAGGUGUGACUCCAAAGGUCCCAGAAUGGUACAAUGCAGAAUUAUCAGACAAAACCACCUUUGUUGAAGGCUCAGAAUUUUGGUUUGUGAAUAAUAUAAAGCUAACAUAUGAGGAAGCAACUUUGUUUUGUGCCAAAAAUCAAAGUGAGCUUGCAUCAGUCUCAUCAAAACCAGCAUUGUUGAAAAUACAAGAUCAUAUAUCCAAGAUCUCAAAUGGUACUGAGAAGUGGUGGUUUAAUGUUUUGAAUAUGGAUGUCCCUUUCAGAAGAUUUUACCCAAUAGGACUGCAACGUCAUAUUUGGCAACUGAAGUGUAGUUAUAUCACAUCAAAAUCAUUUUAUCCAGACAACUGGCUUAUUGAUUGUGAGCAGCAAAUUUUUUUUGUAUGUAAGAAAAGAAAUGCAACUUCUUUGGAAAAACAACACAAUGAUCCUGAGCAAUCUAAUGAAUGUGGAUAUGAUUCACUUCCUUUUGCAAAUAAGUGUUAUACAAAAGUGCCAGCCAAAUAUCUGUCAUUUUCCAAAGCAAAUGACUAUUGUGUGUCACAUGGAGGGAACCUUCCAUCCAUUGCAAAUCAGGUUGAACAAGAUUUGUUUACUUUUUUAAUGUCUGGUGAAAAGCCUAAAAUAUGGAUUGGAUUGGAGAUACUAUUUCAUAACUCAGCAUCAGAAUGGGUGGAUAAAAGUCCUGUUAUGUAUUCAAACUUUCAUCCACUUCUUUAUGGGAAAAUAAGGAAAAUACGCAUUGAUAAAUUUUCAUUUUUCGAUGACAGCACCAUGAAGCAAUGCGCCUAUGUUCUUAAUGAUCCCCAGUCUUCCUUUGUUGGUACCUGGAAUUUUUCUUCAUGUGAGGACAGUCAAUAUGUUUUGCUGUGUCAGAGUUCUGGAGGUAAACCACAUCGAAUAGAAGCUCUGAAUACCACUCUGGAAUUUCAAAGUCAUCAGUACAAAUUCAUUGCUAAAAACAUGACUUGGUUUGAAGCUCAGGAGUUAUGCAGAGCUGAAAAGAUGGAACUUGCUUCAGUGACCAAUACCUAUCAGCAAGCCUUCUUAAGUGUAAACGUGAAAAACUACUCCCAGCCAUCAUGGAUUGGAUUCUACAGUGAAGAUGAUGGGCUUCAUUUCCGCUGGUCAGACAAUAGUCAUUCAGUAUUUAGUCGCUGGCCAGAUUAUGACAUAAUAUCCACAGGAGACUGCGUGUAUCUGGAUACGGAUGGUUUCUGGAAAGCUGAUGAUUGUGAUAGCACUCUGCCUGGGGCCAUUUGCCAUAAUAUCACAUCUGAAUCGCCAAAACCAACAACUGACAAUUCUGCCAAGUGUCCACACAGGCUCCAUGGAGUUCCAUGGAUACCUUACAAUGGCAACUGUUACACAUUUCAAACCUCUUCUAAGAGGUGGAGCUUGUAUAAACAGAAAGAGGAACAUCAGAUAUGCAAGGCUUUAGAUCCUGAUGCUGAUGUUCUAUCCAUAAGAGACGAGAAUGAAAAUGAAUUUGUAAGACAGCAGUUAAUGCCUUAUGAAAGCCUGGCCAGUUGGAUAUGGUUGGGAAUUUAUAAUGAUUCAGCAGACAAUCGCUUGAAGUGGUAUGAUGGGACAAAUGUUCAUUUCUCUAAUUGGAGAAAUGGAAGACCAGAAGAAAAGGAGAUUUUUUUGGCUGGUAUUCAUGCUGAUGGCCUAUGGGAUAUCAUUGGCUACACUGCCAGUCGUUAUUUCCACAGUCACAGUAUAGUUGCCUGCAAGAUUGAAAGGGGAUCAAAAAGUGAACACAGUGCUCCUUUGCCUGAAACGGAAGUCUAUGGCAAUUUGACGUAUAGACUUGUAAAAAAGAAAAUAUCUUGGUACGAUGUUUUCAGAGAAUGCAGAAGACAAGGUGAUGAUUUGGCCAGCAUUCAUACCGAAUCUGAACACCUGUUUUUGAAACAGCUUGUUAAGAAGGAUGGCUUUCCUUUGUGGAUUGGUCUCUCCAAUCAAGGAGCAUCAGAAAAUUUAUUUGAAUGGUCUGAUGGAACAGACUUUAACUAUAAACCAUGGGAGUUUGAAAACUCCAAUACUACAGGAAAUUGCGUUUACUUGGAUACAAAAGGAUUCUGGAAGCGGCAGAACUGCAACUCCAUACUCGAUGGUGCUAUAUGCUAUAGGACCUCCAGAGAAGCUGCAUUUGCAGAAUCCCGUGCAGAACCAUCUGCUCCAUCACUUGGAUGCCCUAAGAGUGGUUCCUCUGCCACCUGGAUCCUUUAUAAAGAUCACUGCUAUGCAUUCAAUGGAUCAUUCUACAACUACACCGUGUUUUCCAUGGAUGAAGCCUCGCAGUUGUGUCAGACUCUUGAGCCCUCUUCUCUUCUUUUAACUAUAAAGGAUGCUGAUGAGAAUACCUUUGUAACAAAGCAGAUCAAAGCCCAUCACCAUAUCACCAGACAUGUCUGGCUUGGAAUGAACCAUGAUUCUAAAGGUAAUCCAGACAGCUGGAUCGAUGGCUCAGCCCUCUCCUUUUCUAACUGGGAGGCAAACACAACAAAAGUGAACUCUGAAGCAAACUGCACUGUUAUAGUUUCUACUAAUGGAGCAUGGAUAAACAUAAACUGCAAGGAAAGUCGCAGCAGGGUUGUCUGCAAAGCUCCAAAAAGAAUGGAAAAUGCCUCUCUCAUUGUUGCAUUCCUUCUGAUUUUCUUCAUAACAGCUAUUGCCGGAAUACUUUUUUAUGUCUAUAGAAGAAACAGGAUAAGGUUUUCCCCUUUGUCUUCAACAAUACGAUACAAAAGAAGCUUUGAGGAUAUGGAUACCACGAGUAUAUUAACAGAGACAGAAUAAAAAAUUAAAAUUAUAAGAUGCACUGUUGCUUAUAAACAAGCAAGGAAAAAGAGAAAAUGCACUUUCUUUAGUUAUCAUCCAACCAAAGUACCCAGUUACACUUUGUACUUUUUUUUCAACACAAAAACACAUUUUACAAAAUAAUGUCAAUUAAGUUUUUGUUUUCUUUAUACAAUAGUUGACUACAAUGUUAAAUCAACAAUGAGAAUAGCCUAACAAAUGCACCUUAAUUCUUAAAGGAUAAGUUUGGUAUUUUUCAAGUCUUAGUUAUUUCCUUAAUUAAUGUUGAAUAUAUUGAUUUUCCACAUGAAAUUGUGUUCAAAAGUGAAGUAUUUGUUAUAAUUUU